GAUAUUGAAUUAGAAAACAGUCCAACAUAUGAGAAAUCACCACGAAAGUCGCCUUACAAAAUUACUGGUUUUUCAAUUCCUUCAAAGCGUUUAUUCGAACGUACAAAUAAUGCUAAUGAUGUACGAAAAAUAAAAACAAUGAUGGUCAAUGUUCUUGGCAAGAUAGCUAUAGGUGAUAUUUCUGGGCAGAAGGCUUCUAAGAAAGAAAUAUUAACAUGGAAAACAAGUCUGGCAAUGUUAGAAGCAAAAUCUAAACUAUGGGUGCCAGUUGAUCUAUCAGAAGAUGCUGACCUUUGUGACACAUAUAUAUAUCGUAUUAUAACUGAAGUAUUUAGAGGUCGCUGUUUAAAGCUCAAUCAAGAAUUUGCUAUUGCAGUAAUUAAUAUGAUGUUUAAACCUACAAUCACAACUACCUCUCUUACUGAUAGAGAAAUUCAUUCUCGCAUAGAAGCCCGAUCUAAACAAAUUAAUAAUAUACAACCAGUUUUUGAUGAAUUUAAUUCAUUAUCAAAUAAUACUUCUGAUUCAACUUCUAAAAAAUUAAAAGAUAGUUCUUUAAAUCAGUUUGUUCUUCAACAAUACAGAGGUGCUAGUCUUGAUAAGUUGUAUUACUUAAUAUUAAAAGCAACUAUUUCAAAUGAUUGGAGUUUUCAUUGGGUUGAAAACCCUGAUUCUAUAGAACUUUUUCAGUUCAUUAAUUCUGCAAUUAAACUACCACCACGAAGAACAUUAAUUUGGCAGGCUCAAGAUUGUAGUAGAGAUAGAGUCCGAACAAAUGAUGUAAAACAAAAAAUUAUGGAAAUAGUGCAAAGUAUACGAGACAAAAAUAUUAAAGUAGCUUCAGUUGUUACAGACAAAAAUCUGGAUAUUACUUUUCUUUCAUGCUUUGCUCAUCAAGCUAAUCUUUGCGUGGAAGAAAUAUUCAAAGAAUCACAAACUUAUAAAGAAACUGCAAAACAAGCUGUACAAAUCGCUAUUUAUUUUAGAAACAAAAAUCAUGUUUAUUUUGCGGCCAAACUUCGUGAUAUUCAAAUGAUUACAUAUAAUAAGCUUCAAACUUUAAUUGUACCAGAAGAUACCAGAUAG
Racocetra fulgida is the source of this 1086-nucleotide messenger RNA. Lineage: Eukaryota; Fungi; Glomeromycota; Glomeromycetes; Diversisporales; Gigasporaceae. The record is from the annotation of a GenBank genome assembly.